AUGAAUACAAAUGCUGCCGCGAACGAUGAAGGUAUUGCAGAGUCUCCUCAUCUGUUUGCUGAUGAUUUGAUUUGGAGUGGCCAGAUUCUAUCAUUUGUUGGUGUUGGCCAGUAUGCUUUUGUAGGAGCUGUCAACAAACAGAUGAACAAGGCGUACAAAGAGUACUGCAAGAUUGAGCUAAAGAAAAAUCCAAGAAAGGUAUGGGCUAACAAUUAUUCUCCCAGUCGCUCUGCAGAAAUCACCGACACUCUUUGCUGCGAAACAUUCUGUAACCAGCCACGCACAGAAUGCUGGCUCAAGGACAAUUCCAGCACCAAAACCCCGGAUCGUUGGGAGGUUUGCACUGCAAUUGCCAAAAUUGGGAAUAUUAUGGUCAUGCAAUGGGCCCACCAACAAGGAUUCCCAUGGAAUGAACGUACAUGCUCAGGUGCUGCUGCAGCCGGACAUUUGGAAAUUUUCAAGUGGGCUCGUGAAAAUGGGUGUCCAUGGGAUGUACAGACAUGUGCCUCUGCGGCUGAAGGUGGACAUUGGAAAUUCUCAAGUGGGCUCGUGAGAAAGGGUGUCCAUGGGAUGAAUGCACAUGCUCGCGUGCUGCUGCAGCCGGACAUUUGGAAAUUCUCAAGUGGGCUCGUGAAAAUGGGUGUCCAUGGGAUGUAG
Molecule: messenger RNA, 657 nt
Organism: Seminavis robusta
Lineage: Eukaryota; Bacillariophyta; Bacillariophyceae; Naviculales; Naviculaceae
Source: the annotation of a GenBank genome assembly